UGCCAUGCAAAACGAGGGAGCUUUAUGAAGGAAUCCGUCUUGUAAAGCCAUUGGUCCUGGUCAUCAGCCUCUACCCAAUGCUUUCGUGAUGCUGCCGCUGAUCUAUUUGGGAAGUUGGCUGGCUGGCGAGGCAGAGCCUCUCCUCAAAGCCUGGCUCCCACGGAAAAUAUGCUCAGUGCAGCCUCGUGCAUGAAUGAAAACGCCGCCGGGCUCUUCUAGUCGGGCAAAAUGCAGCCGAGAACUCCGCUUGCCUUGUGUAUUCUCCUGUCCCAGGUGCUGCUGCUAACAUCUGCAGAAGAUUUGGACUGCACUCCUGGAUUUCAGCAGAAACUGUUCCACAUCGAUCAGCCAGUGGAAUUCAUCGAGGACCAGGCGAUUCUGAACUUGAACUUCAGUGACUGUAAGGGAAAUGACAAGCUACACUACGAGGUCUCAAGCCCAUACUUCAAGGUGAACAAUGAAGGUAGCUUAGUCGCCCUGAGGAACAUAACUGCGGUGGGCAAGACUCUUUUCGUCCAUGCCCGGACUCCCCAUGCGGAAGACAUGGCAGAACUCGUGAUUGUCGGGGGGAAAGACAUCCAGGGCUCCUUGCAGGAUAUAUUUAAAUUUGCAAGAACGUCUCCUGUCCCAAGACAAAAGAGGUCCAUUGUGGUAUCUCCCAUUUUAAUUCCAGAGAAUCAGAGACAACCUUUCCCAAGAGAUGUUGGCAAGGUAGUCGAUAGUGACAGACCAGAAGGGUCCAAGUUCCGGCUCACUGGAAAGGGAGUGGAUCAAGAGCCUAAAGGGAUUUUCAGAAUCAAUGAGAACACGGGCAGUGUCUCCGUGACACGGACCUUGGACAGAGAAGCGAUUGCUACUUAUCAGCUGUUUGUGGAGACCAUUGAUGUUAACGGCAGAACUCUUGAGGGGCCAGUCCCUCUGGAAGUCAUUGUGAUUGAUCAGAACGACAAUAGACCAAGCUUUCGAGAGGGCCCCUAUGUUGGCCAUGUCAUGGAAGGAUCGCCUACAGGGACCACGGUGAUGCGGAUGACAGCCUUCGACGCGGACGACCCGGCCACAGAUAACGCCCUCCUGCGGUAUAAUAUCCGCCAGCAGACGCCUGACAAGCCGUCUCCCAACAUGUUCUACAUCGAUCCUGAAAAAGGAGACAUCGUCACCGUGGUGUCACCGGCACUGCUGGACCGGGAGACUAUGGAAAAUCCCAAGUAUGAGUUGAUCAUCGAGGCUCAAGAUAUGGUUGGACAGCUUUAUGGAUUACUAGGCACAGCCACAGCGACAAUCCUGAUUGAUGACAAAAAUGACCACUCACCAGAAUUCACCAAGAAAGAGUUUCAAGCCACAGUUGAGGAAGGAGCCGUGGGAGUUAUUGUCAACUUGACGGUUGAAGACAAGGAUGACCCCACCACAGGCGCGUGGCGGGCUGCCUACACCAUCAUCAAUGGAAACCCUGGCCAGAGCUUCGAAAUCCACACCAACCCCCAGAACAACGAGGGGAUGCUUUCCGUCGUCAAGCCUCUGGACUAUGAGAUUUCGGCCUUUCACACCCUGCUGAUCAAAGUGGAAAACGAGGACCCGCUGGUACCCGACGUGUCCUACGGCCCCAGCUCCACAGCCACCGUCCACAUUACUGUCCUGGAUGUCAACGAGGGCCCGGUUUUCUACCCCGACCCCAUGAUGGUGACCAGGCAGGAGAACAUCUCCGUGGGCAGCGUGCUGCUGACAGUGAACGCCACGGACCCUGAUUCCCUGCAGCAUCAAACCAUCAGGUAUUCUGUCUACAAGGAUCCAGCAGGCUGGCUGAACAUUAACCCCAUCAACGGGACUGUGGACACCGCCGCCGUGCUGGACCGCGAGUCCCCAUUCGUCCACAACAGCGUCUACACUGCCCUCUUCCUGGCCAUCGACAGCGGCGACCCGCCUGCCACCGGCACUGGGACUUUGCUGAUCACCCUGGAGGACGUGAAUGACAACGCUCCCUUCAUCUACCCGACAGCGGCCGAAGUCUGCGAUGAUGCCAAGAACCUCAGCGUAGUCAUCUUGGGAGCAUCAGACAAGGACCUGCACCCAAAUACAGAUCCUUUCAAAUUUGAAAUCUAUAAGCAAGCUGUUCCUGAUAAAGUCUGGAAGGUCUCCAAGAUCAACAACACGCAUGCCCUGGUAAGCCUUCUUCAAAACCUGAACAAAGCCAACUACCAGCUGCCCAUCAUGGUGACAGAUUCAGGGAAACCGCCCAUGACGAACAUCACAGACCUCAGGGUACAAGUGUGUUCCUGCAAGAAUUCCAAAGUGGACUGCAACGCCGCGGGGGCCCUGCACUUCAGCCUGACCUCAGUCCUGCUCAUCUCCCUCUUCAGUUUAGCUUGUCUGUGAGAACUCCUGACAUCUGACGCUUGACUACCAAGUUUCCAUAGCAACAGGAAAAAAAAUCCAAAUCGGAAGAUUGCCGUUUACAGCUUUCGAACUUCACAACUAGGCCUCAAUUGCUCCAGAUUUUCCUUUUCUUUGCCAUUUCACUUAGUCUGUACUUCACCAUUUUGACCGCAUCUUCCUUUCUCCUUUGAUUAAUGGGAUUCUCUGAAUUUCCCCUGAGUGUUUCAAGAUCAUGGCAUUUCACGUGCCCUCCGGGAGCAGGAACAAUGACUACUUUUUCUGAUGUGUUGCCACAUUGCUAGUCAGCAGUCCACACCUCCAGCUGUGUCUGUGGGUUAGUAUCUGUAUAUGUAUGAGUAUCUGUACGUGUACAUAUCAGUAUUUAUAGAGCGAGAUGAGAUAGGACAGCCCAGUUUUGGUGUGUCAUUCUCCCUUGAGAGGCUAAACAAAAAGGGAUGGAGGCCGGCAGCUGACCUCCCCCAUCACCCCCCACCCCUGCACCAGGACCUCAGCAGCAAGCUGGGCAUUAGCGCAGACCAGAGCUGAUGCUUCCCCACUGUCCCAUUCAGUCUGGAUGCUGCCACGACCAGCAGGCAGGUCUGGAGAGAGAGAGAGAGAGAGAGAGAGAGAGAGAGAGAGAGAGAGAGAGAGAGAGAGAGAAGAGAGAGAGAGAGGCCUUUCUCUUCACCUGAGGGCUACACCCAGUUUUCACUGCCAUCAUAUGCCACGAUUCUGAGCAAAAGUGGUGGGGAGCAGAGCAGGAAAUGUUACCAUCAAAUGCCGAGCAAAGGGCUGAAAUAUUCGUCCCUGGGCACCUGUCUGCAUUUGUAUGUGUCCUAAAUCCACAGUCCCCCUCUGGACGUAGUUCUUAUGGGGACACGGAUCAUGGCAGAGAACCCCUCCCUCCUCGGUACAUUUGCAAUUGCAAGUGUCAUCCUGGAGGUCACACGUGCAUAUGAAGAGGCUGACAGAUACCACGUGUAUACAUAUACUAGUACAUGCCCACAUGUAUAGACAUACACUUACGCGCAUACACGCCGUUUGUUUCAUAUACCUGCAUAAAAUAGAGUAAAUACAGGUAGUUUUAAAAGUACCCUUCUGUGUGAAUCGACUACAGUUGUUUGCAAACCUACAAAUAAAAGACGUUCGUUAUGUUUGAAACGUAAUUGAUUUUAAUUCUGUGAGCAUGUCAACGUAAGAGGAAAGUUAGUGCUUGUACUAAGAUUAUCUUCUUGUCGAUAAACUGUAAAUGAACCAUCCAAGCUCACACCAAAUUUUUCUAUCAGAUAAAACUAGUGACAGCCUGUGGCUUUUUACUAGAGUUCGCCACAAACUAGGGUAAGUGUCUUAGCACAUUUUAAUGCAGUUGCUCACUAAAGGUUUUAACCACACACGCACACACGCUUUCUUAUGCAGUCUCUGUUGGCAUCUGUGCUUUUCCGUUCGCCUUCUGUAGGAAGUAGAAGUCAUAUGUUGUCUUUAUUGUAGUAAAAUUAUACAGAUAGAGUUCCAUAUAUUGUAUUUGUUUCAACAGUAAAUCUUUUGGAGCAUAUAGAAUGCAGAGAUUUUUUUUUUCUCCAUUGAAAUAAAUGGGUAUUGGUGGUUAAAA
Messenger RNA from Myotis daubentonii (Daubenton's bat), 3979 nucleotides. RefSeq names its product cadherin 13 (gene CDH13). Gene Ontology annotation, cellular component: catenin complex; plasma membrane; adherens junction. Gene Ontology annotation, biological process: cell morphogenesis; calcium-dependent cell-cell adhesion; homophilic cell-cell adhesion. The record is from RefSeq and is a predicted model, not a curated record. Lineage: Eukaryota; Metazoa; Chordata; Mammalia; Chiroptera; Vespertilionidae. Gene Ontology annotation, molecular function: calcium ion binding; cadherin binding; beta-catenin binding.